Phaedon cochleariae (mustard beetle) is the source of this 951-nucleotide messenger RNA. The record is from the annotation of a GenBank genome assembly. NCBI's taxonomy places the organism in Eukaryota, Metazoa, Arthropoda, Insecta, Coleoptera, Chrysomelidae.
AUGACGAUACAUACUUGCCCCGCUUGCUUGAGAUCGAUUCAAUCGAAAGACAGCGGCAAGCUAAUAUGCUCAGUAUGUGAUGGACACUGGCACGGCGUGUGUGCUGCGCCACAGCCUGCCGAUCUCCAACCCACUACGAUCCAGUCAUGGGCGUGCCAAAAAUGCGUGGCAUCGAAGAAAGCGGAAGCUUCUGCCCCAGCAGACAUUGAAUCCGCCAGAUUCAAAGCAAUCAUGGACCAGUUUGCUGUCCUAAAUAAUACACUAACAGCCAAAAUCGAUACACUGAGCGCGCUAGUUGAAUCUCAAAAUGAAACCAUUAAAGAAUGUGUCAAUGACAUAGCAUGCCUACGAUCAGAUAAUGAAAAACUGAAAAUUAAGAUUUCAACCAUCGAAAAUAGGAUUUCAGCCGUGAGCCAGCCCGAAGAAUUACAAUAUGAAAUCCUAGAACGAGUGAAACGCCAAAAGAAUGUAAUUGCAAUUGGACUGACCGAAACUUCUAAUGAUGAUUUCGAAGCGAAGAGACUCAUCAAUCACAUAAUUGCGGAUGCUGACAAAUCGGUGGUAUCUACCUAUAGACUCGGGAAACAGACUACUAACGGAAAACCCCGCCUACUUAGAAUUACAUUUGAUUCGAACGAACACGCACUGAUGAUCCUCAAAAACGCGAAGAGUAUGCCCAAAAAUGAUUUCCUCGGAGUCUAUUUGAAAUCAGACAACACACCUGCUCAAUCGAAAUAUCUCGCGGACCUCAAAAAGGAUCUACAAUUUCGUACUCAAAACGGAGAAAAAAACCUAACCAUAAAAUAUCGUAAUAAUGUACCGAGAAUUGUCCCUCUCCCUACUUCAAAAAGAACUCGAGACGAAGAAUCUUCUCCAAGAUCUUCAACUAAAAGAAAACAAUCGAAACAAGACGAAUUGCUUAAUGGAGAACGCAGGGAACCCACCGAAUAG